CAGUGGGCGGAACUGGGCAGUUCCACAACUUGGUCGGAAGCCGCAAUGAAAUUGCUAAGGGACUAAAACUUUAGCGGAGAAAACCAUCCGAGAGGCACGUAGCCAUUUUUGCGGAGGGAAAAGACAAAUUUGAAACUUGUACAUCAUCGGGCAGUCAUCUAUGCAUCAGUAGGAUCUUAUGAAGACCGUCUGUGACACCACCAUGCUGGCUGUCAGAUUACUCCCCUGCUGUUUCACCAUCCUGUUGGGCCUGUUAGAGCUCUGCAAGGCCCAGUACGAACACCAAGGCUACCCACAAGGCUAUCCACAGGGCUACCCAGAGCCUGAGCAGGAGCAGUACUCUGCCCCAGUGCUGCCAGCUGACACCCCGAGGAUACAGCUGCGUUUGGCGGGCGACAAGCGCAAGCACAACGAGGGUCGCGUGGAGGUUUUCUAUAAUGGCGAGUGGGGCACAGUCUGUGACGAUGACUUCUCCAUACACUCUGCCCAGGUGGUGUGCAGAGAGUUGGGCUACCUGGAGGCUGUGUCCUGGUCUCCCUCCUCAAAAUAUGGAAAAGGAGAGGGGCGCAUCUGGUUUGACAAUGUCCAGUGCACUGGGAAAGAGAAGACCCUGGCACUGUGCACAUCUAACGGAAUCGGUGUGUCUGACUGCAAACACACGGAGGACGUGGGCGUGGUGUGCAGCGACAAAAGGAUCCCAGGAUUCAAAUUUAUCAACACCAUAGCCAAUAAUAUGGAGAGUUUAAACAUCCAGGUGGAGGAUGUGCGUAUUCGGGCCAUUCUGUCAUCGUACCGCAAACGCAUCCCUGUGACAGAGGGCUAUGUGGAGGUGAAAGACGGGGGGAAGUGGAAGCAGAUCUGUGACAUGGAGUGGACCAAGCACAACAGCAGAGUCAUCUGUGGCAUGUUCGGCUUCCCCGGAGAGAGAAAGUACAACGCCAGAGUCUACAAGAGAAAGCCCUCUUACUGGGACUACUCUGUGAACUGCACUGGAAACGAGGCCCACCUGUCAAGCUGCAAGCUGGGCCAAACUAUGGCAGUGAAGGCCAACAGCACAUGUGGCGGAGGCACACCCGUGGUGGUCAGCUGUGUGCCAGGAAGAGCCUUCUCCCCAACCCCCAUGACAGGCUUCAGAAAGGCCUUCAGACAAGAACAACCACUGGUCCGUCUGCGAGGUGGGGCCAUCGUAGGGGAAGGUCGUGUGGAGGUUUUGAAGAAUGGCGAGUGGGGAACAAUCUGUGAUGAUAACUGGAGCCUCCUUUCAGCCACGGUGGUGUGUCGAGAGCUGGGCUUUGGGAGUGCCAAGGAGGCCCUGUCUGGUAGUAGGCUUGGACAGGGUAUGGGCCCAGUCCAUAUGAAUGAAGUAGAGUGCUCUGGGUUUGAGAAGUCCAUCACAGAGUGCUUCUUCAACAAAGAGUCCCUGGGUUGCAGCCAUGAGGAGGAUGCAUCAGUGAGAUGUAACGUCCCAGCCAUGGGCUUCCAGGAGAGGCUGCGUCUGAGUGGGGGGCGGAACCCAUAUGAGGGCCGUGUGGAGGUGCUGGCGGAGCGGAACGGCUCCCUGGUGUGGGGCACAGUGUGCAGUGAUGGUUGGAGCACCAUGGAGGCCAUGGUUACUUGCAGACAGCUGGGGCUCGGCUUUGCCAGCAAUGCCUUCCAGGAGACAUGGUACUGGCCUGGGGAAGUGAGUGCUGACCCAGUGGUGAUGAGUGGGGUUAGAUGUUCUGGCACUGAGAUAUCCCUUUCUCACUGCCUGCACCACGGAGAUCACCUGACCUGUCCUAAAGGAGGGGGACGCAAUGCUGCUGGAGUCUCCUGCUCGGAGACUGCCCCUGACCUGGUGCUGAACCCCCAGAUAGUGGAGCAGACCACCUAUAUGGAGGACAGACCCAUGUUUAUGCUGCAGUGUGCCUACGAGGAGAACUGCCUUUCCACCACCUCCAGUGUGACCCCUGCCAACUCUGUCCGCCGCCUGCUGCGCUUCUCCUCACAGAUCCACAACAAUGGACAGUCUGACUUCCGUCCCAAGGCUGGACGCCAUUCCUGGGUGUGGCAUGACUGCCAUAGACACUACCACAGCAUGGAAGUGUUCACCCACUACGACCUGCUGAGCCUCAAUGGCACCAAGGUGGCCGAGGGACACAAGGCCAGCUUCUGUCUUGAGGACACGGACUGUGACGAAGGUAUUGAGAAGAAAUACGAGUGUGCAAACUUUGGAGAGCAAGGAAUCACUGUGGGCUGCUUUGAUACGUACAGACAUGAUAUUGACUGUCAAUGGGUUGACAUCACAGACGUCAAGCCCGGAGAUUACAUAUUCCAGGUUGUCAUUAACCCCAACUAUGAAGUACCUGAGUCGGAUUACUCCAAUAACAUCAUGAAGUGCAGAUGUAGAUAUGAUGGCCACCGUAUAUGGAUGUACAGCUGUCAUAAUGGUGGUUCGUUAAGCACUGAGACUGAACAGUCCUUCCCUGGCCUACUGAACAACCAGGUGACCCACAGGUAAAAGGAUGAAUUUGAGGAAGAGAAGAACUGAGCAACCAUUACCAUCGCUUCCACCACAGAGAGACUACCAAAAGUCCUCAACCACUAAACUCUCCUUUUGAUUAAAUAGAGCGUUUGGCAAUUUUACCUUUGCCAAAACAUGUCAAAUCAACAAACACAAUGACAUUUUAAACACACACAUGAUUCAAAUGAUUAACUAUGUUCAAAAAGAAACACACAAAGAGCUCAUCAAGUAAGGUCUUCAUCUCUGCAGGCCACUCUCUCUAUAAGCUCUAAAUCUCCUCCUCUCCCAACCCCACAUUUAAGGUUGAGGUCAUCAAUGCAAUGAUGGAGUUUCUUUCCAACAAAUAUCUUUCCUAACUGCUCCCCACUAGAGGAGAGAAUGACACUCAUCUUUUGUCCCAAAUGACACCCUAUUUCCUGUGUAGUGGACCCCUGGGCCCUGUACAGAAGUAGUACACUAUAAGGGGAAUUGGUUGGAUUUUGGGAUGUGUCACAGGGAGCAGUUUCUCUAAAGUACACUAAUGAAAGGGAAAUCAUCUGCACUUUUAUAUAUAUAUAUGAAACAUUGAGUCAAAUGUUAUUUUCCCAGGGAUUGAAUGUCUAUGACAAAAAAUGAUCUCUGUGGAACAAUGAGCAUAUGCAUAUUGGGAAAACUACAGACUUAAGCUAAUAGUCUAUAAUGGCUUUAUACAGUAAGUGCGUCAUACAGGUUACUCUCAAGCAGCUUAAUGAAGAUGUUUAUUGAGGACGCAGUAUGAUAUAAUAAUACUUCCAAUAAGUGUAGUACUGUUAUAUAGCUGCCAAUAAGUGCAUCGCUGUUGAGAAAUGUCUUAAUCCAAUGGCUGUCCUGUGCCUCUUUUCUAUUUUGGAUUGCGCAUCAAGUUGACAUGUGAUUUAAUAAUUUCACCUGUCUUCUAACAAUUACCAGUCUUCUCGUCUGUGGUACAGGGUACUCCCUCAGCUGUCAUCAAUAUGGUCAACACAUUUUAUUCUGUGGUGUUUUCCAAUUCUGAGUGAGUCAACCUUGUACUAUUUCCAAGUUCCUUUUCCAUGAUAAAAACCAAAUGGUAGACAUUAGUCUGCUCCACCACACAAAUUAAUGAUUGUAGAAUAGUAGUUAAAAUGGAGGGAUAAAUGUGCCUUAUAGUGAGAGUUAAACUAGUUUUUUCCUUCCAAACGUAUGUUUUCUUUACAACAUUCACAAACAAUAUAAUCUUUUAAAGCAAACAUCAUAUUAGUAACUUAUUGUUGUAAAAGUCAGGGAUUUUAAUAACUUUUUUUUUUACUUUAUUUCUGUGCAAUAAUGU
Esox lucius (northern pike) is the source of this 3809-nucleotide messenger RNA. RefSeq names its product lysyl oxidase-like 2b (gene loxl2b). Gene Ontology annotation, biological process: peptidyl-lysine oxidation; sprouting angiogenesis. Gene Ontology annotation, molecular function: protein-lysine 6-oxidase activity; copper ion binding. The transcript has 14 exons. The record is from RefSeq and is a predicted model, not a curated record. Lineage: Eukaryota; Metazoa; Chordata; Actinopteri; Esociformes; Esocidae. Gene Ontology annotation, cellular component: membrane. Bases 179 to 2500 code for a protein of 773 amino acids.